Microtus ochrogaster (prairie vole) is the source of this 10842-nucleotide messenger RNA. RefSeq names its product potassium voltage-gated channel subfamily Q member 3 (gene Kcnq3). Gene Ontology annotation, biological process: potassium ion transmembrane transport. The record is from RefSeq and is a predicted model, not a curated record. NCBI's taxonomy places the organism in Eukaryota, Metazoa, Chordata, Mammalia, Rodentia, Cricetidae. Gene Ontology annotation, cellular component: membrane; voltage-gated potassium channel complex. Gene Ontology annotation, molecular function: voltage-gated potassium channel activity.
AUGGCAUUGGAGUUCCCGGGUUUGCAGCCUCCGCCGCCGCCUCGUCCACACACCCCAAGCGCCCCUUCUUCCCACAGCAGCAGCGGAGAAGGCGAAGCGCCCGGUGGGGGCGAGGCAGAUGGGGCUCAAGGCUCGCAGGGCGGCGGGGGCGGCCGCCGGCGGCGGCGGCGAAGGGGGCGGCGGAGGCGGCGGGGCAGCUAACCCUGCCGGAGGGGACGCGGCUGUGGCUGGCGACGAGGAGAGGAAAGUCGGGCUGGCGCCAGGAGACGUGGAGCAAGUCACCUUGGCGCUAGGGGCCGGGGCCGACAAAGACGGGACCCUGCUGCUGGAGGGCGGUGGCCGCGAAGAGGGGCAGCGGAGGACCCCGCAGGGCAUCGGGCUCCUGGCCAAGACCCCCCUGAGCCGCCCAGUCAAGAGGAACAACGCCAAGUACAGGCGCAUCCAAACUUUGAUCUACGACGCCCUGGAGAGACCGCGGGGCUGGGCGCUGCUCUACCACGCGCUCGUGUUCUUGAUUGUUCUGGGAUGCUUGAUUCUGGCCGUGCUCACCACCUUCAAGGAGUACGAGACUGUGUCUGGAGACUGGCUUUUGCUGCUGGAAACAUUUGCUAUUUUCAUCUUUGGAGCCGAGUUUGCUUUGAGGAUCUGGGCUGCCGGAUGUUGCUGUCGAUACAAAGGCUGGCGCGGACGACUGAAGUUUGCCAGGAAGCCCCUGUGCAUGUUGGACAUCUUCGUGCUGAUUGCCUCUGUGCCAGUGGUUGCCGUGGGAAACCAGGGCAAUGUCCUGGCCACCUCCCUGCGAAGCCUGCGCUUCCUGCAGAUCCUGCGCAUGCUGCGGAUGGACAGGAGGGGCGGCACCUGGAAGCUCCUAGGCUCAGCUAUCUGUGCCCACAGCAAAGAACUCAUCACUGCCUGGUACAUCGGCUUCCUGACACUCAUCCUUUCUUCAUUUCUUGUCUACCUGGUGGAGAAGGAUGUGCCAGAGGUGGACGCACAAGGAGAGGAAAUGAAAGAGGAGUUUGAGACCUAUGCAGAUGCCCUGUGGUGGGGCCUGAUCACACUGGCCACCAUCGGCUACGGAGACAAGACACCUAAAACCUGGGAAGGACGUCUGAUUGCUGCCACCUUUUCCUUAAUCGGCGUCUCCUUUUUUGCCCUUCCAGCAGGCAUCCUUGGCUCAGGGCUGGCACUCAAGGUACAGGAGCAGCACCGUCAGAAGCACUUUGAGAAGAGAAGGAAGCCAGCUGCCGAACUCAUCCAGGCUGCCUGGAGAUAUUAUGCUACCAACCCCAAUAGGAUUGAUCUAGUGGCAACCUGGAGAUUUUAUGAAUCAGUUGUCUCUUUCCCAUUUUUCAGGAAAGAACAGCUGGAAGCAGCAGCCAGCCAAAAGCUGGGUCUCUUGGAUCGGGUUCGCCUUUCUAAUCCUCGUGGUAGCAAUACUAAAGGAAAGCUAUUUACCCCUCUGAAUGUAGAUGCCAUAGAAGAAAGCCCUUCUAAAGAACCAAAACCCGUGGGCUUAAACAAUAAAGAGCGUUUCCGCACCGCCUUCCGCAUGAAAGCCUACGCUUUCUGGCAGAGUUCUGAAGAUGCUGGGACAGGCGAUCCCAUGGCAGAAGACAGGGGCUAUGGGAAUGACUUCCUUAUUGAAGACAUGAUCCCCACCCUGAAGGCUGCCAUCCGAGCUGUCAGAAUUCUCCAAUUCCGCCUAUAUAAAAAAAAGUUCAAGGAGACUUUGAGGCCUUAUGAUGUAAAAGAUGUGAUUGAGCAGUAUUCCGCAGGGCAUCUUGACAUGCUUUCCAGGAUAAAGUACCUUCAGACGAGAAUAGAUAUGAUUUUCACCCCUGGACCUCCAUCCACUCCAAAACAUAAGAAGUCUCAGAAAGGCUCAGCAUUUACCUACCCAUCCCAGCAGUCUCCAAGGAAUGAACCAUAUGUAGCCAGGGCAGCCACAUCAGAAACUGAAGACCAAAGCAUGAUGGGGAAGUUUGUAAAAGUUGAAAGACAGGUUCACGACAUGGGGAAGAAACUGGACUUCCUUGUGGACAUGCACAUGCAGCACAUGGAACGCCUGCAGGUCCAUGUCACGGAGUACUACCCGACGAAGGGGGCCUCGUCCCCAGCAGAAGGGGAGAAGAAAGAGGACAACAGGUAUUCUGAUUUGAAAACCAUCAUCUGCAACUACUCAGAGACAGGCCCCCCAGACCCACCCUACAGCUUCCACCAGGUGCCCAUCGACAGAGUCGGCCCCUAUGGGUAUUUUUCACGUGACCCCGUGAACCUGACCCAAGGGGGACCCAGUUCGACAAAGGCUCAGCCCACCCUUCCCUCCUCGGGAAGUACAUAUGCAGAGAGGCCCACAGUUCUGCCCAUCUUGACUCUUCUGGACUCAUGUGUGAGCUACCACUCACAGACAGAACUGCAAGGCCCCUAUUCGGACCGCAUCUCACCCCGCCAGAGACGCAGCAUCACUAGGGACAGUGACACGCCACUGUCCCUCAUGUCCGUCAACCACGAGGAGCUGGAGCGGUCUCCAAGUGGCUUCAGCAUCUCCCAGGACAGAGAUGAUUAUAUGUUUGGCCCCAGUGGGGGAUCGAGCUGGAUGAGGGAGAAGAGGUACUUGGCUGAGGGGGAGACGGACACAGACACAGACCCCUUCACGCCUAGUGGUUCCAUGCCUAUGUCAUCCACUGGGGAUGGCAUUUCGGAUUCUAUAUGGACCCCUUCCAACAAGCCCGCUUAGAAGGGGUCACUGGAUGACUCCUGGUACUGUAGACAGACUUUGUACAGCUCACUUACUCUCACGCCUAGCACUUACAAUGGUGUAAGUGGCUGUGUCAAGCGCAUGCAUGUGCGCGGUAGCCCCCCUACAAGCAGGGGCUUCUCACAGCCUUCUUCCUCCCUGUGUCACUGCAACAGAGUCGCUUCCUUUUCAGCAUGGUUUGCAUGACUUGACACUAUAUAAACGACACUGUUAGUCUCUUCUAGAUACACCUUUAUCUGCUCUUCUUACUUUCAAUCAUGAUCGAACAAGUACAGGGAGACUUACUGGUGAGCUGUGCUAUUUGUUUGGUUGGCUGGUUUGGGUUUUGAUUUGGAUAAACUGAGAGCAGAGUUUAAGUUAUUUCUAGGCUCACUUCCCCUUUGUGUAAAAAUGCUCCAGUUGAAUCAACUGUUUUCUAAAGCAAGGGAAUAAUUUUCUCAACCCAAACAUACAGUGCAUUCCAAUGAGGCUGGAGGACAGGAACAAGAUAGUCAAUCAACACCCAAAGCCAAGAUUUUGAAAAUUAUUUCACUAAUGGAAGGCUGGUAAAAUUAUUUAAACACUCCCAAAGGGACUUGGUCUACUUCUUUUACAGUACUGUGCCUCAGUUUGCUCAUCUGUAAGAUGUUGGUGAUCCAAAAUAUAACAUCACACGUGUUUUGGAUUGGGGAGGAGAAAUCUUCCAUACAUACCACAAACACAGAAAAAUAGUUCCCAAUUUAUGUAGCCAAAGAUAAUGAAAUCUACCAGAAGUGGGAUGCCCCCUCUAGGCAGGAGCUAUAUUUCAUGUCUUCAAAAUAAGAUUCCAACCCACUCUUCUGCCUGUACUUGAAUCCAAAGUGGAAAUUAGAAUCAAGAGUGAUUAUCUUUCCAAGUCCUCUAUUUAAAAGUGGGAAGUUUGGGCACAAGUCAAGUGACAUUCCUUGAGACACUUGGUUGUCAUGUGUAGAGUAAGGACUCCAAGCCUCUGCCUGGUGAUGACUCACUCCUUGCCUGAGUUUCCCCUCACAUUAUCCCAUUUGCACACCGGGAUGCAGAAAUCGUGCCGAGACACCAGCACUCUUUAUCCAUGAAAUACAAUCUCCACUCUUUAUUCAAAGCAAGGAGGAUAUCGACUUUGAGCACAAAGCAUGCUCACGUGAUGCUUUGUAUGUGGGAUCCAGGGUGGAGAAUACAAACUAGUUAUGAAUAUGCAAAUAGGAAGAAUUCCCAGAACCAUUCGCUUUUACUCCCCCUUCCCUCAGAUUUUCAAAAUGAAAAUAUUAGAACCACCCAAAAUCAAAAGAGCUACUGGAGUGUCAGCCAACAGCCUAGAGAUCCCUGCCCUACUACUGCAGGAGGAUGGAUACUAAGCACAAGCCACCCUGUGGCCUCCUGGGAGGUAUUGCUACAUGCUGCAAACCUCUGAUUAAAAAAAAAAAAAAGGUUGGACUUUGGCUGUUCUUGCUAGAUCACUACGCCACAAUAUUAGUGUCUCAGUCUUCUCACGUAUCAAAACACUGGUUUUAAAUCAUUGCCAUGGUGACCAUUAAGGUGAUAAAAAAUAUACCCUAAAUAAGUGUUUAUAUGCCAAUGCUGUUUGGUGUGUUGUCAAGAUCCAUAGAUACCAUGGCAGACAUAUGGCUGAUGGUUUCAUAAAUUCCUGAUCCUAGGAUCCUGCCCUGUGUUGGGUAGAGAUUCCUCAGCAAUUGGUUUCUUUCAAUCCACAUGCUGAGAUUGGUCCUGUACAAACUGCUGAGAAUAAGUAAUGGUGAAAGCUUGUCCCAUGAUAUAGCUACUUAAAUCCAAAUCUUUCAAUUCCACGAACUGUGACAAGCACUGAGGAUGGUAAGGAGUACCUUUCAUGGAUGAUAUCAUGAAUGGAACCUUUAAGUUCAAGGCAGGCAAUAUAGUCACACACAUUGGAUGCAGACCUUUGUGGUUUGCAAAUUGACUUUCUGACAAUCUGAAAGACAAAGGCUGUUGCCCUGUCUUCCCAGUUCUUUCAAUAUGACUUCAGUGGUCCCACUGGGGCUGUAAGAAAACUUACACCUCUUCCAAGGGACUUAAUUCUUGAAUCUGACCUUCCUAGAAUGUUUUCAUCUGAAAUAGGUGUACUAUCUAGCACCAAAUAUAUGCUACCCUUCUUUAUAUGCAUGGGAUUGGGGAGGAAGUUAGAGAAAAAUAUGUACCAUGUGAUUUUUCCUAACAUAGUCACAUUCCUUCAGAACUUCCUAGCAUUGGUAUAUUACAUGUGGAUGCAUUUCUUCAGGAGUUCGGUGGAGUUCUUGGUCAAGAAUUCUGUGAACUGAAGCUUGCAUUGUCUUGCAAGCAAGCUACAAGCAAGCAGUCUUGCUUUCCUGAUUCAAAAUCAGAGGGGCAGAAAUUAGUUUUGUAUUGAUUAUCAGCUUAGCAGAUGUUGGUUGUCUGUAUCAGAUAGGCACAAUCUCAUUUCAUAUAUUUGGCUGCAAUGCUUUAGAAUAUAGUACAUUUAAAUUUUCUAAGAAGUAGGGCUGGAGGUAUAGUUCAGUGGUAGAGUACUUGCCUACCUUACAGAAAGUUCUGGCUUUGAUUUUUAGCAUGGCACAACACACACACACACACACACACACACACACACACACACACCCCAAAUACGUAGUGUGUAGAGGACAGCUGUGAAGAGCCCAUCUAAGAGAACAAACAGGAGAAAGAGGGUCUGGAGUCCUUCUACCGUGAUAUUCUUCUACAGAAUUCUAGACCAGCAAACAAAACCUACUCAUCUAAACCUGUUGGUACAUUGCAUGAUCACCGUGGCUAGCACUGAGGAUGCAGAAGUUCUACUCUUGGGGAUGAUGGUGUGUGUCCCAUGAAGAUCUUUUGUAAGUCAAGAAAUAAACAAUCUAAGGACAGAAUAAUCCUAAAGAAUUGGAUAACAUGUACCAAAAAUCAUACCUGUAGCUCUGCAGCGUGCUGAGGAGAUCCCAGCAGUUUUUGCAGAAACCUAGAAAUACUGACAAGCUAAUUCCAUCACAAGAACUGGGAAUCGUUUUUCUCAGGUAAAAGGAUAAUCUCAUUUCAUAUAUUUGGCUACAAUGCUUUAAAAUAUAGUACAUUUAAAUUUUCUAAGAAGUAGGGCUGGAGGUAUAGUUCAGUGGUAGAGUACUUGCCUACCUUACAGAAAAUUCUGGCUUUGAUUUUUAGCAUGGCACAACACACACACACACACACACACACACACACAAACACACAUAUAGGGGGAUGUAUCUUAGCAAGAUAAAAAUGAAUGAGAGGAGUCAAUGCUAGUUAAAGUAUAAUUAUAUUAGGCUGAAUAAAAGUCAGUUUAAGUGUAAAUUUGAUUAUUAAAUAUUAUUAUACAGAUAAAUCCUAAAAACAUACAAAAACUGAGAUUGUGGGAAAAAAAGAAAAUAUUGAAUUGAGAAAACUCUUCAAUAACUAUUUUUAAAACUUACAAUUCAGACUUACUAAAUAUGACACUGUUGUUUUGAAUUCUUGUUUUAAUGAAGUAAAUAAAGAAUACCAAAGUAUAUAGGUAAAACCAAACUAAUUAACUAACAAUUAUGCUAUUAUGUCUUUUCUGUACAAAGCAGGUCCUAGACAUCGUAACUCAAGCAUAAGCACCCUUUGAAAACAUGGCAUUUCAGAAUCUACUCACAAUUUGCCAAAAUAAUUCUCAUAAUUUUAUGCUACUCUGAGAGUGUAAUAAAUAAGUAUUUACUUGGUUAUUCAUUUAGCAAGAUUUAUGAGGUACCACUGAACACCAAGGAUUGUGCAACAGAAAUACAGAGAUCAGGAAUCCAGUUUCUGUUAUAAGAAAGCUGGUGGCUUCAACCAUCAAUGAUCCUUUUAGACUUUUCCUACCUGAUUUUGUAUCUGCAGACAACUGUCCACUAAUAGUGCCUCCCAGAGGAGAGAAUUGGAAGUUCAACACAGAAGAAACUGGAAGCAAAGGCACUGAACCAAAAUGAUGAUGAUCCUGUCACCUCCGGGAAGGCAGAGAUCAUUGAAUGGGGAAUUUACUUUUGAGUUCCUGGAGAAAUUAGCCUUCUCCAUAUCCCUGUUGCACUGGAGGCCUUGCAAGUAGCUGAGGCAUCUGUCUCACCAUACUGACUAAAAAUGCCUUGGUACAGGUCAUGGCAAAACACCUAUUCGAAAAGAAAAAAGUCACUUUGCCAGUGAGAAUCUGCAGAUCAAAAUCCUUGGAGGGAAGAGAAGAGAUGAUCUCAGAAGUCAACUUUACUUUUGACAAGGCUGCCACAUUGACCCUGAUUCCCACAAUACAUUGCUACCCCAGAUGAUGCUGCAUAGGAUAGACCCUCUUUGGUUCUCAUGAAUAUGUUCCCAAGGCACCCAGGACCACUGAUAUUUUCAUUGCUUUAGACUUUGAGGGUAUCCUUAAGAAUUUAUCUUCACUUCUCUUCAAAAGCAUGCUGUUGCCAGCAUGAACUUUAACCUACAUAUGCUUUCUGCGUCCAAAAGAAAUUCAAAGUUCUCAUGCUGCUUUUACCCUGUUCAUAACUGAGCCAUCUGUACCCUAAACAUGGCAGCAGAUAGCAACUCAGUAGUUCCCAGCUUCAGAGAUGUUAGAGACUAGAAUACUUAUGAAGCUUUCAUAGGUUUUGAAACCAUGGAGUGAUGAUAACGUCAAACAAAUGAAAAGGAUAUUGAGAUGACUUGUAUAAAAAUUUGAGUUUUGAGACAUUCAAAACUAUUUCAUUCUAUUUUAAAUUUCAACUGAGACAAUCAACUCUGUAUAAAGCCCUUAGUACAGUAACUGGUCUAUACCAAAACUAUCCAUGAUUAUUCAUGUCUGUUUUUACAGUACAUGUAUGCUCCAUAACACUGAUUACUGAUAUUACUUAUGGAAUCUUAAGUUUACAACGGAAAAUAUUUUUUUUAGGAAAAAAGAAGCUGGUGGAGAUAUAAUCCAAAUUAUUGCAUGAUAAAACUAGGCAUUUUUUUCAGUUGUUCUUUAACCGUGUACCUGUCUGCAGCAUGAUUGUUUUCUUUUUCCCCAUCACAAUGUAGAAGAUAAGGAAUACUGGAAGGAGCAUUAGGAAUGCUGGUUCUCGGUAGGUAUGUGCUGAAAGUGCUGUUGAACAGAGUACCAGAUGUAGCCAUAUUCUCUUUUCAAAACUACUUAUAGGAGAUAUAGGCAAAGAGAAACUAAUUAAAUAUGAUAGGAAAGUCAACUGUUGCCUGAUGGCUACCAGUAGCACCCUUUCCGUAAAUGGGACGUCUUCAGGAAAAGGGUCCGAACUUGUUCCGAUUCUUCCCUGUGGAUGUGAUCUCAGACUCCCAUGGUCUCACUUCAGUCUCAUAUCUCUGAUCCCUCUAGGAUCAGAUGUACUUGCACAGAAUUGAGGAGACACAAUUUUACAGACUGUAAAGUGCUCAUAGCAAGACCUUGGUCACUCAUAUUUUUUUAGGGCAGGGCAUAAAUGCUCAGAGGACAGGGGCCUUAACCAGGUCUCAUGAUAUUGAAAAUAAAGAUGAAGUAGCAGAGCGAACCUAGAUCUCAGGUCUCCUUCCCCCUCAUCCAGAUGUUGACACCAGAAGAUAAAUGACAAUUUCCUGCCUCUCUUGAGAAACGGCUGACCCAGAAAUAAUGUUUGAGAGCAUCACUCUAGGGGACUCUCUAGAAUAGGACUGAUGUUCCCAAGUCCUGAAGAUGUCCCUUCUUCUGAAUAUCUCAUCAUCAAAGGGCCCAGAGAAACCUCGUGUGGUUGAGUAUAGUUAGAUAAAGACAGAAGAACACCCUUUCAACCAUGGCCAUGACUACUGUCCCCCGCCAUUAUGACUAUUCUUGCAUUGUCUCUUAUUGUGCCAAGAUUGGACACAAGAUUUGUUGAUCCCAUGGACCCAUUCAGCUCCACACACACCUUCAGUUGUAGCCUCAGAUAGAGGUCCAAUGAAUGAGAUGUCUCUAUAGAUGUGAUUUAAGUAGGACCUGAUUUCUUUGGGAAUCUGACAUGCCACAAGCUUCCAGUUCUAACAAAGGUAUCGCCGUGUACCAGAGUAUCUGGGUUUCAUCUGAGCAGGCCUGGCUCUUCUUCCUUUACCCCAGGGGAUCCCCAUGCUUGCCAUAUCAUAGACAGACACUUUGGGCCCUUGUCAAAAACUUCCUACAAUCAGUUCUGAUUUAAAUAUAUCAUGUCUGUAUAACUGUGAUAACACCUUAGAGAAUAAACUGGUCUUCAUGACUCAUGUGCAGAUCGCUAUGUGCAGAAUGUCCACUUGGGCUGUGCUUAGAUUUGCCAGAAUUUGACAGUGUUCCCCCAGAGUUUGUAUGAAAUCCAUUGGUAAGAUAGGCUGUGUUAGUGAUCUUGUGUUGGCUGAUCCAAAGCUCCUGAAGGAAUCAAAGAGAAAAGUGUCACAUUAUUGGAUGGAUUUUAAUUACUGCAUUAUUUUAACAACUGUCAUUCUGCCUGAGUCUUUUUUCCUCUUAACAGGAUUCCUCUGGGAUUGAUGUAAGUGCUAGGAAAAUUAGUAAUUUUUAUCAUAGUAAAAAACGCAAAACAAAACAGAUCUAUGUAACCUAAGAAUGGCUUAAGUUAAUUAACCACACCUAGCCUAGUACUUAGGAAUAUACCAACUAAAAUUGAAAACCUAAGAGUUCUAAAACCAAAAAUUUGGUUUCAAUGCUCUUUUCUCUAACUCUAUCCACAAAACUGAGGUCUGGGAUAGGAGAACAGUUCCCACUAAGUUCUCUAUAUUGCCAGCAUCCUUAAUGUAAACCCACUUGGGGGCUGUUAUUGGAUGCACAGAAAUUGAAGCUGAGAGAAAGAGAGCUUCCUAGAUGUCACAUAUUACAAAAGAAAGAUCUUGCAUUUUACACAAAACCAUGGACCUCAGAAGCUUAUCCUAUCUCUGCCCCUACACCAAUUCUCCCAGGCAGUAGAACUGGUGCCCGGUCAGUCUUCAUGGUCCCCAAGAAGACAUUUCCCUCCUCUAUGCAGUCAGUUUUUCAGUGAAAUGAUCGUGCGCCCACCCAAGCUCCCUAGAAAGGAAGGGUGACUGUGUCAGCUGCCCGCUGCUAGUCAGCAGGUCCUUUGAAUGUUUUCACAAUCCAGCUGUCAGAGGCAGAAAGUGAUGCCACAUAAAUUAUUCACAGGGUUCACAUUGGAGUCCAUUAGCCCUUGGAGUUUGGUGGCCACAGAUAUUCCCACAAACACCCUUUGUUCUCUGUCCCCCCAGAUCCUCUGUCACUGUGUUUAUCUGAAUGAGUUCAAAUGUGCCCCAGUGUCAGCCGGCUGUCAUCUUCUGCCUCUAGACUGCAUUCUUAUUUUAGGGCUUGAAAUAUUGUGCGAACACAAACUAGCCCUUAGAACAUGUUCUCUGAGAGGUCAAACGGGCAAAUCUAUUGUGUCCCCAUUUCUCAAUAUUAAGAGAACAGGAAUCUGCAUGGACACCAAAUGGAUCUCCUAACAGGGUCAUUCUUUACCCCCUCUGAAUCCAGUUCCAGGGAAUGGGAGAUCAGCUUCAAGCCUCGGCCCUCCCUGGGGGCUAAGCAGAGGAUUUGGACAGCCCUUCAGUCAAACAGCAGGCGUAAGCUGAUAGAGAGAGAACCUCUGCCAGGUUCUGAAAAGCCUAAUUAGGAUAGAUGCACGUUUUCAGAUUUGCCAGUCCUUCCUGUUUUAAAGAGAGAAAAAAAAAUCUAUCUCAUGCUGAUGGGCUAUGAAUUUUAUCCCCUCCCCCUUCCUAAUGUGCAGUGAUGGGAAACACCUACUGUGGAAGAAUAAAUUAAGGUUUCCAGUGAUAUGGACCACUGUGUUUGAUUUUAGGUUGUAUUUUUCUUUCACCCCUUUUGAUGGCAUAGAAUUCUGGUGCCUUGCUCCCUGGAUUUGUCUCUGUGCUAUGAGUAGGCUCUCCACAUUCUGGCUUACACGGGAACACAACUAUUCCACAAGUGCCCUUUAGUGCUCUUUAUAAUAUGGUUUCCUGUAAUUUUUAAACUGUAUGUGUAAUUUAUAUUCUGAUUCUGUCCAAUAUUUGACAACUUUAAUAGGUUGAUUUCCAUAUAUAUAUUAUGCAAACAAUUCUUACCUGAUUUUUUUAUGUUCUAUCUCAAGAUCAAUAAAGAUUGCGCCACUUAUUAAUAA